UUCGUUAGAUGAGAGAAUGCUGCUUAUAUCAGUAUGCUGCGUGGGUGCUUGUUAUGACAAUAUUAUUUUACAACAUCCGGUGUAAAAGUUGAAGUAAAGCGGAAGACAAAAACCUCUCUUUAUUCUGACUGGUUUUGAACAACAGAGAGUACGAAGUUCAUUAUCAACAACAGAUUAUUUAUCCAUUCUACAAAAGUAUUUGUACAAAACCCAACAGGUUUAUAACAACUGAUUAGCGUGAUCCAAACUUAAUCAAACGGAAAUUGAAAUGGGAAACAUUGUUUGGAACUUGUGCUGCAUUAUCCUCCUGGUUGCAACAAUUCAGCCACAACCCGCUAUGACGCUUUACGAAGACCUCAGCAGCCUAUGUUUGCUCCACAUAAAAUCCGAACAUUUUAAAACUCUGAUACCAAACAUAUCUUACAGAGCGACACCUUACCCAUAUGCGACAAAAGACACCAAUAUAACAUUGGAAUGUACCGGCUCGGUCAAGAUUAACUCCCCAAACCAAGGAUAUAUGACAAGGGUGGAAUUUCGUAAGAACAAUAAUGACAUACACAAAUGUGAAGUUGAAGAAGUACUUCGUUAUAAAACUCUCUCCUGCAGUGUUACAGUCACUGGGGUUACCAAAGACGAUAAAUUCAUGUGUCUUCUUACUGCAAGUAAAGCGCCAUGUAACGCAGCUCGAUUGAGCUUUCGCAUUGAAAAUAGACUUCCCAAGCCAAAUAACAUUUAUCUUGAGAAGAUCACUCCGAAAGAAGCAGUGCUUAGAUGGGAAAAGAUUUCUGCGAACGCAACAAUCUAUGGUGUUUUGUUGGGAUACAAAUUGACGCUAUUUGGAAUGAAAAGUGAAGAAAACAUCACUUUAGCAAAUGAUACUAAUUACGUUGUGUUGACUAACUUAAAUCCAAAAUCAAAUUAUACCCUCUCGGUACGUGGUUUUACAAAAUAUGGUGAUGGAUAUACGCUACUCUACAACUUUGUAUCACUAGAUCGACUUCGAAGGCCAAAUAAUAUUCACCUUGCAAAGAUCACCUCCAAAGAAGCAGUGAUUAGAUGGGAAAAGAUUUCUUCAAAACCAAAAAUAAACGGCGUUUUACUGGGAUACAAGCUGAUUCUAACCAGCCGAAAAAGAAAAUUAAGUUUCAUAUCAGCAAAUGAUACCAACCACGUCGUGUUUCCUGACUUAGCUCCAAAAUCAAAUUAUACCCUUUCAAUACGUGGGUUCACACAGUAUAGUGAUGGUUAUGCUGUAUUGUACAACUUUUCAUCAUUAGAUGUGAUUCCCGCGCCAAAAAAUAUUCAGGUUGUUAUCUUGUCCAAAACUUCAGUUGGCAUCCAGUGGUUUCUCGUGCAACAACGUGAGGAAAAAUACGAUAAAAUCUUUGGUUACAGAGUAAAUGUGAGAAACGCAACACAUUCUUUUCAAAUCGACACUUUAAGUGUAACCUAUUCUGUGGUUCUGAGGCGUCUCUCACCCGAUGCAAAUUAUAGUGUAUCAGUUUUCGGCUUUGGUAAUGGAACAAAAGGAAUUUCAAGUAAAUGGAUACAUUUUAAAAUAAAUG
Dendronephthya gigantea is the source of this 1565-nucleotide messenger RNA. RefSeq names its product collagen alpha-1(XII) chain-like. NCBI's taxonomy places the organism in Eukaryota, Metazoa, Cnidaria, Anthozoa, Malacalcyonacea, Nephtheidae. The record is from RefSeq and is a predicted model, not a curated record. Gene Ontology annotation, molecular function: protein binding. The annotation marks the transcript as partial. The transcript has 7 exons.